AUGGACUUGAAAAGCCUCGUUAAUGAAGAGCCAAGUUCUACCAGCAACAAGAAACUCGAAGAUGAAAUUUUCACCAAGACCCCUUUAUGCUCUUCCAGGAGGAAAGCCUUUCAGCAGUUUCGACCAACCAUUGAGGCACUGACUUGGGGGUGUCUGGUGAUUAAAACACUCCUGCACCGACACCCCUACGUGAAAAAGCCUGAUGCAUUCAUUUUCUUUAAAGAUUUGCUGAUCCCACAAGCUCUUGAUACAAAUUCAGUGAAGCUAGAAAUGCAAAGUGAUGAGGAAUGUGACAGGAAGGCCCUGAGUCAGGAAGAUGAGAUCAGGGCUCAUGAUGAAGGAAGCAGCCUGGAAGAGCCCUUCACUGAGAGUAACGAGAUGGCGGAUAACAGAAAGAUCCAGGAGCUAUCGAGCGAGGGAGGAAUCCGGCUUCCGAAUGGUAAACUGAAAUGUGACGUCUGUGGCAUGGUUUGCAUUGGGCCCAAUGUGCUAAUGGUACAUAAAAGGAGCCACACUGGUGAACGCCCCUUCCACUGUAACCAAUGUGGAGCUUCUUUUACCCAAAAGGGGAACCUGCUGAGGCACAUCAAGUUGCACUCUGGGGAGAAACCGUUCAAAUGUCCCUUCUGCAGCUACGCCUGCCGACGGAGGGACGCCCUCACAGGACACCUCAGGACGCACUCUGUGGGGAAGCCUCACAAGUGCAACUACUGCGGCCGAAGUUACAAGCAGCGCAGUUCGCUGGAGGAGCACAAAGAACGCUGCCACAACUAUCUGCAGAAUGUCAGUAUGGAGGCUGCUGGGCAGGUCAUGAGUCACCACGUACCUCCUAUGGAAGAUUGUAAGGAACAAGAGCCUGUGAUGGACAACAAUAUUUCUCUGGUGCCUUUUGAGAGACCUGCUGUUAUAGAGAAGCUGACAAGCAACAUGGGAAAGCGUAAAAGCUCCACCCCACAGAAGUUUGUGGGUGAAAAGCUCAUGAGAUUUGGCUAUCCAGAUAUUCCCUUUGAUAUGAACCUAACCUAUGAGAAGGAGGCUGAGCUGAUGCAGUCUCACAUGAUGGACCAAGCCAUCAACAAUGCAAUCACCUACCUUGGAGCUGAGGCACUUCACCCCCUGAUGCAGCACAAACCAAGCACAAUUGCAGAGGUGGCCCCGGUCAUCAGCUCAGCUUACGCUCAGGUCUAUCAUCCUAACAGGAUAGAAAGGCCCAUUAGCAGGGAAACGGCUGACAGUCACGAGAACAACAUGGAUGGCCCAAUCUCCCUCAUCAGACCAAAGAGUCAAACCCAGGAUAGAGAGGGCUCACCCAGCAAUAGCUGCCUGGAUUCUACUGACUCAGAGAGCAGCCACGAAGACCGUCAGUCCUACCAAGGAAACUCUGCCUUAAAUCCCAAGAGGAAGCCAAGCCCGGCUUAUAUGAAGGAGGACGCCAAGGCUUUGGAUGCCACAAAAGCUUCUAAGGGCUCUUUAAAGGAUAUCUACAAGGUCAUCAACGGAGAAGGGGAGCAGAUUAGGGCUUUCAAGUGUGAGCACUGUCGUGUCCUUUUCCUGGACCAUGUCAUGUACACUAUCCACAUGGGCUGCCAUGGCUACCGGGACCCACUAGAGUGCAACAUCUGUGGCUACCGAAGCCAGGACCGCUAUGAGUUCUCGUCGCACAUAGUCCGAGGGGAGCACACAUUCCAUUAGGCCUUCUCAUCCAAAGGGGACUUGUAUGAAGUAGAAGAACUGCACAUGAAGAAAUACUGCACUUACAAUCCUACUUUUCCUCAGACGUUGGGACGCCUAUUUUGUUGUUGUUGCUGUUGUUGUUGUUGUUGCUGUUGUUUAAUUAUUAUUAUUAACCUUGUUUUUUGUGGACCUAACCUCAUUUGCUCUGCCCAGCUUAUAAAUGGAAAGAAGGAAGGGAAGGGAUAUAAGAGGGGUUUGUUGUUGCCACCAUUUUUUGAUGAUUGACCCUCCUCGCUUUCUGUGGGAAUUG
Molecule: messenger RNA, 1984 nt
Organism: Leptosomus discolor (cuckoo roller)
Lineage: Eukaryota; Metazoa; Chordata; Aves; Leptosomiformes; Leptosomidae
Source: RefSeq, a predicted model, not a curated record